AAUCUCACAGAGGAACAUCUACUGUCGAAAACAUCGCUUACCUGGGAGAACAAUUUGUAGAUCUGGGGAGAAGAGUGAGUUCUAUUAAUAACUCCAUAUUCCUCCUCGUCAAUCCGACCUUGUACAGCGCCGAAAGUGAGGAGCACCCUGGUUACUUAGGGGAAGGAUUCCGUGCUAUAAUUGUGACGGUGGUCAUUGAUUCAGGAAGAUGACGACGAUGAAUGUUCAGAUGAGUAAGCAGAAUUUGGGGGAGCCCUGGGGGUUCCGGCUCCAGGGGGGUCAGGACUUCAGACAGCAGCUCACCAUCAAAAAGGUACAACCCAACAGUCCGUGUGCCGGUCGUCUCUCUGCGGGCGACUCCGUGCUGGGUAUCAAUAACUACGAUACAAGGCAACUUACGCAUGCGCAGGCACAGAACAUGAUCCGACAGAGUGGAACUAACCUACAGCUCACAGUACUCAGAAACCAGAGUGGACUUGAAAGAAUAGAUUCCUUAAAGCCCAAAGGACCUGUGAAAUUUUCUCCUUGGAGACAACAGUAAGACAGGGUGUUAAGGUGCGUGUCAGCCCCCGUGUCUGGGAGGAGGUUAUGUAAGGUGUUAAACUGGUGUUGUGUACUGUGUAUACCAGCGCCAAAAUCGUGCCAAAAGGAUUACAUAGUGGUAUUUAAAACAUUGACUUGCCCAUGCAGUCAUGACGCGUUUAGUUUCAUUUUCCUUUUUUGUUUGAUUGAUUUUCUUAUUUUUCAUCUGCGCAAUUUUAUGUAUCAGUGUAUAACAGGUGACAACAUGAUAUGUUUUAAGAAAACAAAGGAUUAAGAAUGAUUUAUUUUAUUAGGGAAAGAAUAGGAGUUAUAAGUGAGAAAUGUGUUUUAUAACUAACAUAACUGAUGCUUAAGGCUGGGUACAGGCUCAAAAUUUUGUAUUGCGAUACACGGCAAUAUUUUUAAAACUCUAAAUUGUGAUAUGUGUUUUCAUUAAAAUUAAAAUGGUCUAUAUAAAUAUCUAAAAUAAAUAAUUGUUGAAUAAAUUAAGGUUGAGCAUCAAAAUGCACACAGACAAUAGCUUUUAGCUAACUAUUUGGCACAAUCGCAAAUAUUUUUUUAAGAAUCUUUAUAUUUUUUUUGUAAAAUGUAUAGAAAUCCUGAGUCCACGGGUUAUCCCGGUAUAUCGGUGAAACAAAAGCAUAUCGCAAUGCGCAAAUUUUGACAUCGGACCGCAUUAAAACACCAGAAUAUCAGUAAAACUACCCAGCCCUACAGUGUUUGCUUACGAUUUACAAUGUUUGUUUAUUUGUUUUGAUCAUAUUCAUGACGUCACUAGAGUUCUAGAGACACUGUCUUUAGUUAUUCAUGUUGGAUAUCACAGGCCGAUUAUGUGCAAUAUAAGAAAGGAUGUUAAUUUGUUCUGUAAUUCAUGUUUGUACAUAUUGAUGAUAUUUAUAGGAGAGUUUUUAUUAAUAAAAUGACGUAAGAAAAGA
Molecule: messenger RNA, 1478 nt
Organism: Saccostrea cuccullata (small rock oyster)
Lineage: Eukaryota; Metazoa; Mollusca; Bivalvia; Ostreida; Ostreidae
Product: PDZ and LIM domain protein 1-like
Exons: 3
Coding region: 209-541 (110 amino acids)
Biological process (GO): actin cytoskeleton organization; muscle structure development
Cellular component (GO): filamentous actin; adherens junction; stress fiber
Molecular function (GO): muscle alpha-actinin binding; actin binding
Source: RefSeq, a predicted model, not a curated record